This is a messenger RNA of Radiomyces spectabilis, 1764 nucleotides long. RefSeq lists its product as uncharacterized. The transcript has 3 exons. Bases 41 to 1333 code for a protein of 430 amino acids. NCBI's taxonomy places the organism in Eukaryota, Fungi, Mucoromycota, Mucoromycetes, Mucorales, Radiomycetaceae. The record is from RefSeq and is a predicted model, not a curated record.
UUUUUUUUUUUUUGACGUCGUUUCUUUUUUUGUUUCCUGAAUGAGGUUCAGAGUUACCACUUGGGUAUUCUUUACCCUUAUAUUGCUGCAAACGAUUUCGGUGGUCCAUCUUCAGCUCCUUCCUGAUAUCGUUGAUCCUUCUACCAAAGCCCCAGCUGUCGAUCCUACCUCACCUAGCAACGGCGGUUCAGGUACCGGUAGUGCCGGUAGUGGUGGUGCCGAGACCAAGUCGCCUGCUGUAACGGAUGAUCCUCCCACCUCACCUUCGCCUUCGGACAAACCACCUACCACUUCGGACAAACCGUCACCUCAACCGACACCUCAACCGACACCUCAACCCAGCACCAAUGCACCGCAACCGAGCCCGAAUCCUUCCCCGAGUCCAGCUCCCAAUCCAGGAUCCAGUGCAUCGGAUAAACCUGCUCCAUCGAACCCGGCCCCUUCCAGUAAACCUUCUACACCGGCUGUGCCUCCGUCUCAACCUCCCGCCAGCAGCAAUUCGCCAUCGCCCAGCACACCAGCAUCUCAUCCUCCUUCCAGCAGUGUGAGCAGUGCCAAACCGCCUUCUAGUUCAGCAGCAAGUACUCCCCACUCGGGCACUCCUUCUUCCGAUGUUUCUUCGACCCAACCGACUUCCUCUGCCAGCAGCGAACCGUCGCCCUCCAGCCAACCUAAGCAAGGUGACAAUAAGAAAUCCAAUACGGGAACUAUCGCAGGUGCCGUCGUCGGCGGAGUUGUCGGACUUGCGUUGAUUGGCGGUGCGUUGACUUGGUUGAACCGCCGUGGAGGAUGUGCCCGUCGUCGAGAAAAACGAACCGCCGAUUUUGAAGAUUUUGGAUUAGCCGAAACCGAUUUCCCUCAUCAUCGUACACCUCCCAUGGCCGCCGCGGGCAUUCCUCCCGCCAGUUCAGCCGCGGGUGCCGCAACGGCAGGCGCGGUCAUGUCACCCACCAUUCCUCGAAUGAACGAACAAGGCACUUUUUACAACGAGCCGGCUCACGAUCCCAACUAUCCCAUGUACGCUCAUGGUGCUUAUCAACCUCAGUUGGACGCGAGUCACGGGGUCGAAUACGGUCACUUGUCGCCCAUGCAGCAACAUGCUCAAGCCUACUAUUACCCUGGGCAACAGGAUGCGUACGGACAAUAUCCUGCCGAAGGUUACUAUGACGACCCCAAUUAUUAUUAUGACGGCAGCACCGCGGUUUCCAGUACGGGAUACGAUCAUAUGCAGCCCGGUCAACAUCCUCAGCAACCACCACCGCAACAACCUUUUUCUCCAGGAGAGUACUAUAAACCGGAUGCGGCUGAUGGUAAACCUCAUCAAAGAAUGUAAAGCUUUUUUGACAACCGAGAAGCCGUCGUCGCUAUUCCCCUUCUUCUGCCACCUUUUUUCUUUUCUUCCUCCCUUCUUUUUCCCGCUUCCAAUCUUUUUUUUUCUUUUUUUUCCGUUUGUUGCCGCACGUUUUUGAUUCUUCAUCUUGGGAACCUAUUUAUCCUGUAAAUGUUUAAGUUUCUGUAUUCGGUACAAGAGGACAUGUUGGAAAGAAAAAAAAACCGAUGGCGAAUCAGGCAGGGUUUUCUGUAGAGUUCUUAGUUCUUGUUUCUUGUUUCCAUCGCCCUUGUUAGAUUUUUUUGGAUUACUUUUUAAUUUUUUAUUUUUGUUUUCUCUCCUUUUUGAUUUUUAAUCCCACUUCAAUUCACUUUGAAAAGCAUCAAUGAAGAGGUUGUCACAGGGUCUAAACAAUGAUAUUAUUUUACUUUUUA